CCGAACUGCACUCACAGUAGUAGUUCAGAUUAUCUUGACUCGCGGACCCGUUGACACGUGCUUGUCGUCGUAGUGACUUGGUGUUUUUACUCGGAAAAUUCCCUCCAGACCAAUCGGGUCGGUGAUCUCUUACAGUGGGGCUUUUGAGGUGACGAUAAAUACGACGAAUACGUACCAAAUUCAUCUACGUGUGAAGUGGAAAUAGAAAAAAUAAACCCCUAAUCGAUCAUAAUGCCGGAGUUUGUGCUUGAAAAACGCAAUAUUCCAGUGCUGACGAUUGCGUCCAACCGCAGAAAUAGCGGCGCAGGUGGAGAUGGUCAAGGAACCGGUGAAAAUCCGCUCGGUUUCCGCAUUACCGGCGGGGUGGAUUUCGAAAUGCCGAUCACGAUAUUUCAGGUCAAGGAGAACAGCCCGGCGGCCAAGGCAGGUCUGGCACUGGGUGAUCAGAUCGUCACGAUUAACGGGGCGGAUGCAUCGGCUAUGCGACUGGCAACGGCCGAAUCCGUCAUCAAACAGGCUGGCGAGCAGCUGCAGCUGGUAGUGGCCAAAGACGAUGAGGAAUCAGCCAAGACCCCGGAAAAACCGAAAGAGACCCGUGUGGUGAAGUUUGCAGGUAUAGAUGACGACACGAAAGCCGAUGUUACUAACAAUACCCCUGCUCCCAAACUGAAGCCAGAUGAAGAACGUGCGAACUGGAUUCAGCCACCGGAACGUAAGGUGUGGCAUCCGAUUGUGUGGCAGCAACCACCACCGCCGAUUCCACCGGAUGUGUACGGAAAAGAUGCUCCCCAUCAAAGAUUAAUCGCCAACAUCCGCCGGCUGUUGGUGGAAACAGUCAACAAACCGGAGGAACGCAAGAAACACAUAGAGAACAUGAUGCUUUCGCUACCGACAGGUUCGAAGAAGGGAGAGGAGGAAGAGGCACCGCCGGUACCAGCUCCGAAACCGAAACGAAAGAAGGGCAAGAAAGCCCGGAAGCCGGUUGUUCGAAAGCAUACCGAGAGCACCACUUCCGAGGAGGAUACGAUGUCGCAUGAUUUGUCGGAGUCAAUACCGGUUUAGGCAGCGACUUUCCUUAUUAUUUGCGAAAGUGUUCUCUGCUUACUAUAUGCGGAAACCGUCGAUAGUUUGUACAUUAAAUUGUUAUUUAUACAUGUUAUAUUAACACUUACAACAUUUGAAAACAAGACAUAUUUUACACGAGCGUACACAAUAAAAAAAACUUUCACAACUAGGUAUAGGAAAACGAAAACGUGCGGACACGAUUUUUUUCUGUUGGGCGGACAACGAUUCUGGUGGAUACUUCAGCGGACACAUGUCGCUUUCAAUGAGUUUUCGUAAAAAAGCAUAAAUUUAAUCAGAUGUUGUUUGUGAAUCUUUGUUUGAAAGCAUGGUGGCUAACAGGAAUUCUUUAGGAAAUGUUGAUAAUUUUCCUUACUGAAUAAAACGUGUUUGUUUUUA
Messenger RNA from Malaya genurostris, 1461 nucleotides. Its product is annotated as PDZ and LIM domain protein 4-like. Gene Ontology annotation, cellular component: stress fiber; Z disc; filamentous actin. The record is from RefSeq and is a predicted model, not a curated record. Gene Ontology annotation, biological process: muscle structure development; actin cytoskeleton organization. Lineage: Eukaryota; Metazoa; Arthropoda; Insecta; Diptera; Culicidae. The transcript has 4 exons. Bases 232 to 1062 code for a protein of 276 amino acids. Gene Ontology annotation, molecular function: actin binding; muscle alpha-actinin binding.